This is a messenger RNA of Oncorhynchus nerka (sockeye salmon), 1530 nucleotides long. Its product is annotated as 2-oxoglutarate receptor 1. The record is from RefSeq and is a predicted model, not a curated record. Bases 77 to 1105 code for a protein of 342 amino acids. The transcript has a single exon. NCBI's taxonomy places the organism in Eukaryota, Metazoa, Chordata, Actinopteri, Salmoniformes, Salmonidae. Gene Ontology annotation, molecular function: G protein-coupled receptor activity. Gene Ontology annotation, cellular component: plasma membrane. Gene Ontology annotation, biological process: G protein-coupled receptor signaling pathway.
AUUUUUAUUGUAAUAGCAUGAGAAAUCUCCACUUGUGUUUGUCUUAGGACAUUUUGUUGGCUCACACAACACAACCAUGGCUAGCGAAGACAGGGAUAAUAAGACUCCUGAAUGUUUUCCAGUGGAUGACUACAUAAAGAGAUCCUACCUUCCGAUCAUGUAUGGGAUCAUAUUUGUAGUGGGGCUUGUGGGUAACAUCACCUCAAUCAUCAUCUACGUUGUCAGGCUGCGCCCAUGGAAGAGCAGCAGCAUCAUCAUGGUGAACCUUGCCUUGGCAGACCUCCUGUAUGUUCUGUGUCUGCCCUUCCUGGUCCACUACUACAUCAAAGACGACUGGAUCAUGGGCGAGGCCAUGUGUCGCAUUGUUCGCUUUAGCUUCCACUUCAACCUGUACGGCAGCAUCCUCUUCCUCACCUGCCUGAGUGUGUUCCGCUAUGUGGUCGUGGUCCACCCGCUGAGGGCAGCCCAGGUGCAGAGGACGAGCUGGGGAGUGAUCGCCUGCCUGGCUGUGUGGUUCAUAUCUGUGUUGGAGAUUAUACCCAUGGUCCACAUGAUCACUGUGAAGAAGACUGAGAACAAUAUGACGUCAUGCCUGGAUUUUGCUAGUAAUGAUCCAGAAGAGGUGUGGGUCUAUGGCUGGCUACUCACUGUCCUGGGCUACCUACUCCCCCUAGUGGUGGUGUGCCUGAGUUACAUCCGUGUUGCAUGUGAGCUGGCCGGUGGGCCACAUGAGGGCCGUCCGAACAGGGUGCGUGCCCGCAGGAUGACUGUGCUGAUCCUGGUUGUGUUUGUGCUAUGCUUCACACCCUUCCACAUCCUCCGUGCCCUGCGGGUGUACACCCAGAUGGAAGCCCAAAGGCCGGUGCCCUGUAUGCUGCUGAUAGGGGUCAAUGCAGCCUACACCAUCUCCAGACCCCUGGCAGGGCUCAACACCUUCUUCAACCUGGCUCUGUACACUUUGGCUGGAGACAGGUUCCACCAGGCGGUCCUUGGCCUCCUCCGCUGGAGACCCCAGUUUCUCAAGACCAAGAGGCCCAUCAUGGUGGCAGUGAUCGGCCAACCAGGCAGAAACAGUAUGUCACAGGCUAACGUGCUAAAGAGCUGAGUCAAAAUACUACACAACAUUUUAUAUACAUAUGGUUGAUUGACUUAAUUUCAAAACACAGAAGUCUAUUUUUUGGUGUUGACAAAAAGAACUAUGUCCUUUUUACUACUUACUAACUUUAGUAACUUACAAAUGCACUGCUCGCCUUUGAGUAACUUUAUUAGGUGCUGUCUUUCUAGGGUGACCAUGUUUCUGAACGUUACUGAUAUUGUCGAAAUGUUUUUGCCAUAAAACUGGUUCUGUCAACUGCCGUGCAAGAUAAAUCACAGCAGGGUGCUCUUAUCUUGAGUAGACUGGAUUCAGUAGGGAAAUGCUAGGUUUCUGGGUCAGUCUUUAAUUGACAAUACAUUGCAUUAUAACAAGCUGUACAAUCAUACAACAUAUAAUCAUGUUAACAAUUAAACGUGUUAAUCACUGUCAGUAAA